Molecule: messenger RNA, 966 nt
Organism: Lodderomyces elongisporus
Lineage: Eukaryota; Fungi; Ascomycota; Pichiomycetes; Serinales; Debaryomycetaceae
Product: RNA-DNA hybrid ribonuclease
Exons: 1
Coding region: 1-966 (321 amino acids)
Biological process (GO): DNA replication, removal of RNA primer
Molecular function (GO): RNA-DNA hybrid ribonuclease activity; magnesium ion binding; nucleic acid binding
Source: RefSeq, a predicted model, not a curated record
AUGCCAUAUUAUGCUGUGGCUAAUGGCCGCUCAAAAGGUGUUUACACUAAUUGGAAUCAAUGUAAAGAUCAAGUGAAUGGAUAUAGUGGAGCUCAAUACAAAAAGUUUGAUACUUUAAAUGAGGCUAGACUGUUUGCUUCCGGAGGACGAUCGGGGGGAGGAUUAGGAGGAGGAAAAUCAAGUGGUACAAGUGGAGGGUUUGGUGGUACCAUCGGUGCAGGCGGUCGUUGGUAUGAAUCUGAUAAGGUUGAGAAGCCAUCAUCUGCACGGGUACCUUAUGUGACAAAUGCCAAUCCAGUCCGUGACUCGAUGACUUCUAAACUGUACACGAAGUCGGUGUCUCAAACAACUACGUCUAAAACCCCAGUAAUUUUAGGCUCUUCGUUGAGCUUUUCACCUAAUUACAACCUGGCUCAUACAUCAAGCUCUACACCUAAAGUCACCAAAAUUUAUACCGACGGAGCUUCUCGUGGCAACGGCAAAUCGCGUACUGCUGCUUCUGGAUACGGCGUAUACUAUGGCAGAAAUGACCCCCGAAAUGCAGCUGUUCCUCUAAGUUCGGUAGAUGAUAUUCACACUGUUGCACCCACAAACCAGCGUGCAGAGUUGCAUGCGAUCCAUCACGCGUUAAAGAACAUUAAAAAUGAAUUAGCCACCGCGCCUACAGGGAAACAAUAUUCCAUUCAUUCUGAUUCUAAGUAUGCUAUGCAAUGUGUUGAUGAAUGGUCGAAUAAGUGGCUGAAAAACGGAUGGACAAAUACUGCAGGGAAACCAGUGGCCAAUGCUGAUAUUAUCAAAGAAGCGGUUCAAUUGAAAAAUGAAAUCAAUGAAAUCCAUCAACAAAGAGGACACCAACCAUUGCAAUUUGUCCAUGUUAAGGGCCAUGCUGGAGACGAGGGAAAUGAAGCGGCUGACAGAUUGGCAAACAUUGGUGCAGACCAGAUGGUGUCGAAGAUCAAUAAAUAA